UUGCUUGAGAUAAGUCACGUAUAAAUAGAAAACUUAAAGACGACGAACGAAGACGGACGUGCUCGGGGAACGAUUUUAUUUUUAAUACACCACAGUUUAGGGAAUGGAUUCAACUUUAAGACACCUUUUCUAAGACAAUAUGAAUUCCCACGAUGAGGACGAAUUGCCUAUAAGGACGGUUAUAAAAUACGAAAAGACCUCGUGUUACUUCUGUAACGAGUGGUUGGAAUCGCAGACUUUUAAGGAGCACUUGAUUCAUUGUGGUCAAGUUUUGGAACCAUGUCCAAAUGGAUGUUCAGCUUAUAUACAAAGGAAGAAAAUGCGGUCACAUUUGAGAGACUGUCCCAAAGUGAGUAUGAGAACUUUGUCCUCCUCGUCCAUUAGCAAUGGAUUGGAAGGAGGAGCAAUGGAGAGUCGAAUUGAGAUGCUGGAACAGGAUAUUUCUGCUUUGAGAUCGGUUCUAAAUGAAGAGAUUCGACAGCGGUUGCAUUUGAUAACCGAUGUGGGUAGCUUAAGGAAACAAAAUCAGGUCUCUGAUGAAUGGAAUCAAGAAACUGAUCAAAUAAUGACACAACUCCAAAAACUCAUUAACCAAGAAUCCGAACUAAGAGUAAAUGCCAUCGAAGAGUGCCAUAAUGAUUUUCGUUACUGCUACGAUCUAUCACAAACACUAAAAACUGAAUUGGAAAGCUCCAUAAAUGAAUUGGAAAAGGAAAUUGCAGAUCUUUCAAUGGAAACAAAAAAAGCACAAAACAGAUUAACAGAAACUAUUAUAAAAUUGGACGAAAGUAUAAUGGAACAGGAAAAUAUUUUCAAAACCAAAUUCAAACAAUUAGAAUUAUUUGUUCAUGAGCUGAGUAAUGACUUGAAAACACAUUUUGUGACAAACUCUGAAGUAACGACAAAACAAGCAAAAAUGGAUUUUGAAAUUAAAAAUAUGAAACACAUAGUUUGUGAGACCGAAGAUAAAUGUGAGAAGUUGGAAAAGCUCGUUAAAGAUGUGGACAAAGCCUUGCAUCAUACGCUGCAAAGUCUUUCAGACUUGGAAGUGAAUUUGAUGUCGCAAUACAAAAUGUACUCCAUUCAAAAUUUUAAAGGUCAUCUACUGUGGCGUAUAAGUGACUUCCAAAAGAAAUUCGACGAAGCAAAACAACACGAUACAGUUCUACAAAGUGCGAUAUUUUGCAACAAAUCUUAUGGAUAUACUCUAAGGGUAGAAUUAUAUCUUAAUGGAAAAGGUUCAUGGAAAGGUCGUAAUAUAAUUGCUUGUUUGAAUGUAAUUCCCGGUGAAUAUGAUCCCCUAUUGCCGUGGCCUUGUAAGCUACAAGCUGAUGUUUUAAUACGUGAUCAGAAUCCAGAUCCAACUGGAGCCCAAGAUUAUGUUAAGACAGUUGUUGUGAGACGUAAAAGUGACGAAUUUCAAAGUAAUCAAUUCUUUUAUAUACCCCAUAAAAUCUUGGGCAAUCGGAAUUAUGUUAAGGAUGAUACUCUAUUUUUGGAAAUCUAUGUUCAUAAGAAUAAGUAUUUGUAAAUUAAAUACGAUUUUAUAUUA
Molecule: messenger RNA, 1552 nt
Organism: Eupeodes corollae
Lineage: Eukaryota; Metazoa; Arthropoda; Insecta; Diptera; Syrphidae
Gene: Traf-like
Product: TNF receptor-associated factor 3
Exons: 7
Coding region: 140-1531 (463 amino acids)
Biological process (GO): regulation of canonical NF-kappaB signal transduction; protein K63-linked ubiquitination; positive regulation of JNK cascade
Cellular component (GO): plasma membrane signaling receptor complex; cytoplasmic side of plasma membrane
Molecular function (GO): tumor necrosis factor receptor binding; zinc ion binding; ubiquitin protein ligase binding
Source: RefSeq, a predicted model, not a curated record